ACCUGUUAUUAGGAUGUUCUUCGGUAUAAAAAGGGGUUGUUAAACGAAGUGAAGACAUCAGUUUUGUUGGGUCGGCACCAACAUGAAGUUGACCAUAGCGCUCGUUUGUUUGGGUUUGGGGGUGGUUUUGAGUAGCCCCGUUGGUGAUGGAAAGCAUUACAAAACAGUCGACCAUGCCUUCCUGGAGAAGCAACAAAAGGUUCUGAGCCUGUUCAAACACAUCCAUCAACACAGUGUCAUUGAGGAGCAUGUGAAAUUGACUCAUGAUGUAACUGAUCCCAUUCAAUGGCUUCAAGUGCAUAAAGGUUCUUUUGAGAAACCCCAAGUGGUUGACACCAUGAUUCAGUUCUUCCAUUACGACUAUAUGGUGCCAAAAGGUCACCCAUUCUCCAUUAUGUAUGACGAGCAUUUAGAACAGGCAAUUGCCUUAUUCAAACUCUUUGAAGAAGCGAAAGAUUUCGAUACUUUCUAUCACACCGCCGUUGUCAUGAAGAAGUUCGUGAACGAGGGCAUGUGGUUGUAUUCUGUAUGUGUAGCAAUUGUACACAGAGACGACACCCACGGAAUUAUUUUACCCCCCAUCUAUGAAGUCUACCCAUGGUUCUUCUACAACACUGACGUAAUCCACGAAGCUUACAAGCAUAAAAUGGCCCAUAAAACCUCCGAAGCUUCUCACGACCAUCACAUUAUAGCCAACUACUCUGGACACUACUUGAACCUCCACUGGGAGCAAGCUCUGUCUUAUUAUACAGAGGACGUUGGACUAAAUGCUUUCUUCCAUCACUUCUACAUCUACUACCCCUUCUGGAUGGACGGAGAGGAGUACCACAUUAAAAACGAUAACAGAGGCAAUUUAUUCUUGGACGUGCUUCAAUCUCUGUUGGCCAGAUAUUACUUAGAACGUUUGUCUCAUGGAGAAGGUCAAAUUCCCAACUUUGACUGGGACGUUGCCUUCGAGACCCCUUACUAUCCAUCCCUUCAGUACCCCAACGGAUUACCUUUCCCUGAGAGGCCUAAGUUUGCCAAUUUACACGAUUAUUUCUACACUUACGGCGAGAGGACCAACUCAAAAUACGCGUACAGUCACAAAUUUAUUGAGACCUUCGAAAGACGGCUGAUGGAUGCUAUUGAUGGAAACUACAUUUAUGAUUUGGAGGAACACAAGCCAGUAUCCAUGUACGAGCCAGAGAAACACAGGGAAUACGUAAACAAAUUUGGUAAUCUUCUUCAGUGCAACCCGGACUCACCUAAUCCUACAUUCUUCUCGAAUUAUACCACUUACGCCACUCACCUUUUGGGCUACUCUUACACUCCUCUUACAUGGAAAAAUGUAGCACCCUCUGCACUGCAACACCCUGCAACGGCCAUGAGAGAUCCUGCAUUCUAUCAAUUGAUUAAAAAGAUGCUGUUAUUCUAUGUACACUUCCAACACAGAUACAUGACCCCAUACCAUAAAGAUCAAUUGGUGUUCCCAGGUGUUAGCAUUGACAAAGUAGAGAUGGACAGGCUGAUUACAUAUUUUGAUGAAUUCUACAGUGACAUCAGCAAUGUGGUUUAUGACAAUGAUGAUGAGUUGAAAAAUGAUGAGUUCAAGAUAUGGGCAGUUCAAAAACGGUUGAACCACAAACCUUUCACCUAUAAAAUCUACGUGAACUCUAAUCAAGACACCCAAGCUAUGGUGAAGGUCUUCUUAGGGCCUAAAUAUGAUGAGUUUGGUAGAUAUAUCAACAUCAGCGAAAACAGACUCAACUUUGUGCCAAUUGAUGCCUUUAAAUGGCACUUGAAAUCUGGACAAAACGUCAUUAAGCGUAGCUCCCAGGAAAGUGAGUUCUUUGCCCAUGACAGGACCACUUACUCAGAAUUGUACAAAAAGGUUAUGACAGCCUACAAGGGUCAAGGUGAAUUCCAUAUUAAUGGUGAAGAAAACUACUUAUAUUUCCCUGACAGGCUAAUGUUGCCAAUGGGAAGCCACAGCGGUACUCCUUAUCAGUUCUACUUCAUCGUUUAUCCGUUCAAAGAAUACUCCGGACACAAGGAGCAUUUGGAGUACUACUAUCCAGCGCCUGGACAAGGUGGUGCCUACGUAGACGAUAUGCCAAUAUUCUAUCCAUUUGAUAAACCAAUCAAGUUUGGAAAGAUGUUUGUAACAGAAGUUCCUAACUCGUGCUUCUACGAGACCAAGAUUUACUUGAGAACCAUGGAUGAGGCUCAAGUACAGCCCAUCACUCAGCACCAACAUUAGUGUUAGCUUUUUAAGUUUUUCCUAUUAUUUAUAUAUGUAACGAUAAAUGUUCGGAUUUGAUGCUGUCUUAAAUAAUUUUUGAAUAAAGUUUCGUUUUUAUUUAAUAAAAAAAAAA
Anthonomus grandis grandis is the source of this 2357-nucleotide messenger RNA. Its product is annotated as larval serum protein 1 beta chain-like. Lineage: Eukaryota; Metazoa; Arthropoda; Insecta; Coleoptera; Curculionidae. The record is from RefSeq and is a predicted model, not a curated record. The transcript is spliced from 8 exons. The coding region runs from base 83 to 2242 and encodes 719 amino acids.